CGCAAGGCAUAAAUGAAAACGAUCUCCAUGAAAUUUUAACUAUCCAUGUGGCAACAAAACAGCAGGCUGGAGAGUGGUUUUGUUAAUUGGGGCCAAUCACAAUACACUACCGUACCCUCUUUUCUGCUAUUGGCGGAAUUCUCGUUCUGUAGGGAAUUUAAACGGACACCCGACGAGCUCCUUGCUUAAUGUAGCUGGUUAUGGUGUCAGUUGUUCCCGGCUAUUUACUGUAUUUGCGGCGAAAAUUCCGGUUGUUGAUUGUUUGCAGAAUCGACUGGAGGAUUUAAAUUGUGAAAUGGCGACUCUUACCACGAGGAAUUUGGCUACUGAUGAAAAUCAGGGGUUUAAGGUGAAGCAGAAGCCCCAGGUGGAGGUCAAGAGAGCUGCUCUGAAAGAAGUUGGAAAUAAAGUUGUUCAACCUAAAGGGAAGGGAGCACCUAACCUGAUCAAAGCUCCUGAGAAAAAACAAGAGACUUUUCCGACCACGAAUUUCCCUGUAGUAAAGCAGACUGCCAACAAGCAACCUAGUAUACAAGUAAAGCAGACUAAAGCAUGUCUUUUGAGAGCUCAGCACAGUAGGUUAAGUAUUUGCAAAGUUCCUGAAAAGAAAACUCUUCCUGCAGCUGAGAGAGCACCCAAAGAAGGACCUGCUCCUGGCUUGAAGCAGGAUCGCGUGUUAAAAAACAUUCAGCAAACUUCCAAUACUGGAGAUUUCAAGCAAAGUUUCAGACCUCAAGAUUCAAAAGAUGGGCCAAUUAAAUGUAAAGAAUCACAACCUGUUACCAAAGUUUCAGAAAAAGAAACCUUAAAAGAAGAAACCAAAACUGAUGCUAAUUCCAGACAUGCCACGUUAAGUGCUUUCUCAAGUAAUCUCCUUGACAGUUCCUGUGUUGUCGAUAUAGAUAAAGAUGAUGAAAAUGACCCUAUUAUGUUGGGAAUGUAUGCCAAAGAUAUGUACAAAUAUUUGCGGGAAAUGGAGGUGAAAUUUCCAAUCUCUCCCCAAUACCUUAAAAACUCUAAAUUGACUGGUAAGAUGAGAGCUACCUUAAUAGAUUGGCUUGUUGAAGUACAAAGAGACUUCGAAAUGAAUUCUGAAACAUUGUUUCUAACUGUUGCUAUUAUUGACAGAUACUUGGAGGUAUGUCUUGCAGUACUUAAUAUUCAAAUAGUUCAAGAAUAUAUAGAUUUAUAACUAACUUAAUUUUUUUCAGAAAAAUCCUGGUACAAGUAGAAAUCAACUACAAUUGGUAGGCACAACUGCCAUGUUCAUUGCUUGUAAAUAUGAGGAAAUGAUGAUUCCAGACAUUACUGAACUAGUGUAUGUUUCUGCAAAUGCAUAUUCAAAGCGAGAAAUUUUACAAAUGGAACUGAAUAUGGUAAAAUCGUUGGACUGCUCAUUUGGACGCCCAUUACCGAUUCAUUUUCUCAGGCGUUACAGUAAAGCUGACAAGGUGGCAGCUUUAACACAUGUUAUGGCAAAAUAUGUAAUGGAAAUGGGAAUUCUGGAGUAUGAACUUUGCCAUAUUGUGCCAUCUCUUCUUGCUGCUGCAGCAUUGUACAUUUCUUUGUGGCUCUCUGAAUGCAAGAGUAGAUGGUCCAUUAACCUAGUAAAAUAUUCUGGCUACACUCUAAAUGACAUUUUACCAGUAGUUAAGAGGCUAAGCAUGGUUUUGGUGACUGCUUCAGACACGAAAUUCCAGGCUAUCCGUAAGAAAUAUGCUCAUCCGAGAAAUUUGCAAGUUAGUGCACUCCCUGUUCUGGAGAAUCUGCCAGAGCUUCUAGAGAGUUUAGGCAAACUAUGAAAAGACUAUGAAAGAACUUUCUGAUUUGGAAAGCAAAUCGCCAGUGCUUUAGUUUUUAGAGCAGAUUUUUCUGGAAUGCAGAAAAACUUGCUUGCUUUUUGUAUAAUUUUAAGUUUUUUAUACUACAUGUGAUGUACAUUUUUGAUAAUUGUAAAGCCUUCAUGUAAGAUCUAGUAUUGUGUACAUAUGUUAUUUUAUACUCUUUAUUUUGUAAUUGCAUCAUAGAUGUAACAAUUCAAUGAACUACUAGUUACCUUGUAUCCACUAAAUUCAAUGCAAAUAAAUGAAAUCUACGAAACGGCAAUCUUAUUUACACACACCCCUUCCCCUUCAUUCCCUCUUCCAAUGUCCGUUGCACGGUGCGGUGACAGCAAUCUCAGCUGAUGCACGCGGGUUGUACGUCACAGUCGGAUCCUGUAUAAACAUGGAGGAAGUCGUGAGGAAUGCCAAAGGAUCAUGAAUAUUGGUAGGCCGUGACCAACGUAUCCACUUAAAAAUUAUAUUGCAAUCUUUCAGUGCAGGAUUUCAUCUGGAGGAAUUUCAGUGUCUGAAUCGGUCGGUAAAAUGCCUCGACCUUUACCUGAAGGGCAAGGAGCUGCUGGAUCAGGUAACAGUUUCAUCAGUAAACCUGCCAGGGGAUGGUUACAUUCAGAUCAAAUGAUCACCAAAGAAGGGAUCACUUAUGCUGUUAGGUACAUAGGUUGUUUGGAAAUUCUUACUUCUAUGAAAAGCCUUGACUUUGACACUCGGUCACAAGUUGCCAAGGAAUGCAUCAAUAGGGUUUGUGAAGCAGCUGGUCUAAAAACAGCUGACAAAAAACGAAAGGUUGAAAAACGUGUUCAACGUGCCAUAGCAGACCAGCCAAAGAUGGAACAUGCGGGAGCAAAUGUUAAUUUGACCAUUUCCAGUUGCAGUCUUGUUCUUACAGCACUUGAAUCUGGACGCGUUAUUGCUGGCCAUGAUAUGCCUAGAAUUUCAUUUGCAUCAGGUGGUGAUACGGAUACUCUGGAUUUUGUAGCUUAUGUAGCUAAAGACCUCAAAGAUUGGCGAGCAUGCUAUGUUUUAGAAUGUGGUGGAGGUUUAGCUCAAGAUGUCAUCACCACCAUUGGUCAAGCUUUUGAAUUGCGUUUUAAAGAAUUCCUCACUCGCCCCUCUUAUGUCACAAGCACUUUAAAUGGGGAUGAUCGAGACUACUAUAACGAUCUGCCCGGUAAAAUUCCUCCAGAGCUGAGUCCUCCUCCUGUGCCUCCUCUGCCCAACAUGCAUAGCACACAAACCAUGAACAAGUCCUCUGCAUCAGCCUCAACUAGUAGCACACUUCCAAGAGAACAUCCGCCAGUCCAACAGAGAGAUACAAACGACAGAACAGUAGCAAGGGAACCUGUGUCAGUAUCAAGCAACUUGAUUGAUCUGAAUUGUGAGGCACCACCUCCUCCAAUACCUGCCCCUCGGAGAGAACAUGAUUAUGUUAAUGACAUUGUUAUUAAUAAUAACAGGGAUGUUUUUGAUAUGCAACCAUUCAGUUCUGCAAUGACUUCUGAAGCAAUAACACCGGCUUCUCAAAGAAUUCAAUUGCAAAAGGAAAUAUGGUUCCAUGGUCCAGUAAGUCGACAGGAAGCUGAAAUGCUUUUGGCAAAGGAUGGUGACUUUCUUGUGCGAGAAUCUCAGGGUUCACCUGGUCAGUAUGUGUUGACAGGUAUGCAAGGUGGCAUAAAGAAGCAUUUGCUUUUAGUGGAUCCCGAAGGAGUAGUUCGAACAAAGGAUCGUAUGUUUGAAAGUGUAAGCCACCUCAUCAAUUAUCACUUCGAAAAUGAAUUGCCUAUAAUCUCAGCGGAAAGUGCACUUGUACUACGACGACCUGUUCAUCGGCAACAGCCAUCUUGAAUUAAUGUUUUCCAUGUAUCAUAUCGUACUCCAAUUCAAUGUACUUGACUCAUUUGCUGCUUUAUUCUUGAUUCAUCAUCAUCUUGUAUCUAAGAAAUGAAUCUCUGUAUAUGUGGAUAUUUUAAAUACUGAUGUUGUUAUGUAGCUUAUUCUACAGAAAGUUCAUCACAUAUUUGUAUAGAUAUUAAUUUGUAAGUAUGUAUUCAUAUUUUUUUAAACUUUGAGGGAAACGGCAAUGUAAAUACUUCAGUGAGAUGAACUGGAAUUGAAACUAUAAUGAAGGCGUUACAUUUUAGUCCUCAUGAAUACUUAUAAGACAGUUUUGUAUCUAAAUAAUAUAAGUUCAGUUAUUCAUUUAGAAGCUAUUUUAUUUAUAUGAAAAAAAAAGUUGCCUAAUCCUUCUUUACUGCCAUAUCUCAAACAUUCCUUUAUUGUGUAUUGUUAUUAUUAGUAGAAAAUAACAAGUUGUUUCUGCAAAUUGACUGCUUUGGUAUCUUUGUAAAUUAAUUUUGUGAGAUUUAGAAAUUCUCAGCUCAAAAAUGAAACUGCUCAAUGUUUAAUGCACAUAUGCCAUUUGUCUGCAAUAUUGUAUUUGAACUAUUUUACGGCUUCUUGGAUUUUGACUUCAUAGUUAAUCGUCUAGAAAGUGUGUUUUCUUAGUGCAGUUGUACCACUUUAUCAUCAUAGUAAAUAACCUGAAAUAAAUAUUAAAGAUUUCAAAAUGAAUCAUACUUGAACAUUCUGGCCCAAGAAAAUAGUAUAUGAACAUGAAAAAAUGUAAUUAUGUCUCAAAAUGUAACUGACUUAAGUACUAUUUUCAUAAUAUAUAUUGAUAGAAAUUUCUGUUACUAGCACUAAUAUGUGCAAUUACAUUUUUAUUAAGAUAAUUAGUUAUUGCAGAGAAUUAGUAGCAUACAUUGUCAUUCCUAAAAGAAAAGUCAGUGACAUAAUAUAUUACACGUAUUCUGCCAAAUCAUGGUGCCUUUUAAACUGUGCUUGGAACGUUGAAAUUCCAUGCAGCUUGUUUAAUACUUCAUUUGAAACAAAUUGUAAAGAGAUUGAGAAAUUGAUAUUUUAGAACUUUCCACAUGAAACUUCAUGUAUGUAUGUAAAUAUAAUAAAUCAGCUUACUCAGAAUGUCAUAACUAUUUUGUAUGUAUUUAUAACUAACCCAUGUAAGGAUUGAAGAUUUUCUGUAAUGUGAUGUAAUACUUGCCAACAGUUAGAAACAAUAUGAAAUUUCACUUGUUAGCAGGUGAGGUGCUCCCGUAAGGUUCCGCAUGGCUUUUAGGCAUAGAUGUCUUUACUAACACCCAUUUUUCUCUGGAACCAUUAGUGACAAUUUUAAGAGCUAACGUGCAUGUAUUGGCUGCACUGGAGGUUGCAUUGCAACGUUAAUGUGGAAGCGAUUCCGAAGAUAGCGGCUUUGUGUUCUUCGAGCACCUCCGCGUGCUUUGGCUCCCUCUUGCUAACAGGAGCGAGUUCGAUGUAAACUGAAAGGGAGUAGAUUUUUUCUCGCCCUGACACUGAUUAUCAAAAAGAAAAAUAAUGUUUAUUUUAAAAAAACAUCGAUAUAUGUAAUGAAUUACAUUAAAUUGUAUUGUAUAUUU
Molecule: messenger RNA, 5296 nt
Organism: Gryllus bimaculatus (two-spotted cricket)
Lineage: Eukaryota; Metazoa; Arthropoda; Insecta; Orthoptera; Gryllidae
Source: the annotation of a GenBank genome assembly